This is a messenger RNA of Oldenlandia corymbosa var. corymbosa, 1317 nucleotides long. Lineage: Eukaryota; Viridiplantae; Streptophyta; Magnoliopsida; Gentianales; Rubiaceae. The record is from the annotation of a GenBank genome assembly.
AUGGCAAUAAAGUGCUUUAUUUCAUCCACUUACACCAUUUCCCUCAUCUUCCUGUUCUGUUUCUCCCCAGCUCCCUCUGUAAAGGGACAACAACCCUUGUUUUCACCCAUUCACAAGGACAACUCAACUAAAUUGUACUCCAUUCAAGCUUACUUUGGAACCCCUCUUCAACUCAGAAACUUAUUCUUAGACCUCGGCGCCAAAUACAAUUGGCUAGACUGCACUGGCUACCAAUCAUCCACUUAUCAGCACGUUUUGUAUAAUGCCACUCUUUGCGAUGAGCUCGAUACCAGGGUUACCGGAAACUGUACUUCAGAUAUACCCGGCCCUGAUUGUUCGUACGAUGCCUGCGAAUUGUUCCCUGAAAAUUCUGUGACUCGCAAGGUCGGUGACGGAGAAAUCCUUACCGACACACUUGCUUUACCCACGACCAAUGGCAGGAACCCGGGCAACCUUGCUCUGGAUUCCAGCUUCGCGUUUGGUUGCACUAAUACCCAGUUACUCAGCGGUCUGCCUUCAAUCGUCACCGGAGUAGCUGCCCUGGGAAGAUUCAACUUCUCUUUCCCGGGUCAGGUUAGCAGGGCAUUCUCUUCACCUUUUGUGUUUGCAAUUUGUGCGCCGAGUACAACCUCAGCCAAUGGUGUCGCCAUCUAUAAUUCCUUCGGGCCAUAUUUAUUCUUACCUGGAAUUGACCUUUCAAAAUCACUUUCUUAUACUCCACUCCUCUUGAACCCGAUUGACACUACCAUCAUAACUUACGUUAGGCCGUCGAAUGAGUACUUCAUCGGAUUGACGGGGAUCAGAGUCAACGGGAAACCAAUCCCGAUAAAUCAGACACUGCUCACCAUCAAUCAAACUACCGGAUUCGGAGGGACCAAGAUUAGUACCUCCACACCGUAUACAGUCUUGGAGACAUCCAUUUUCAAGACUUUUACGACGGCAUUCAAGGAGGCGGCAGAUGCUCUCAAUCUAACGUAUGCAGCGCCGCGAAAACCAUUCAACCAGUGUUAUAGAACAGAUACGACCCCCACAACGCGCCUGGGACCGGCUGUUCCGACAAUUGAUCUCCUGUUGGAGGAUAAUGUUGUGUGGAGUAUAUUCGGCGCGAAUUCGAUGGUGAAGUACGGAGAAAGUAGGUGGUGUCUUGGGUUUGUGGAUGGUGGGUUGAAUCCGCAUACGCCAAUCGUGAUCGGAGGACUUCAGAUCGAAGAUAAUCUGCUCCAAUUUGACUUGGUUUCCAAAAGGCUUGGAUUCAGCAAUUCUCUUCUGUCCCGCAGCACAAACUGUUCCAAUUUUAAUUUCACCACUAGCAAUUGA